AUGUCUAAGUCCGAGAACCACCAAACUCGUCUGGCGAUCAUUCAUGGGCCUCAUCUUCCAGCACUGCAGCAUCUUACGUGGGGCGAGCUCCUCCGGCGACACUGUCAAAGACACUCCAGCGAUAUUGCCCUAAUAUCUGCCCAUGAGGACCAAGUUCACACUUACGGCGAGCUCAACCAUCGCAGUGAUAUCUUAGGCGCUGCACUUCUAGAUGCGGGAAUCCAAAAGGGUGACCGAGUGGCUGUGCUCUUGGACAAUCGCUCGGUUUAUGUCGACAUAUUCUUUGCCUGUGCUAAAAUCGGAGCCAUUAUUACCCUGCUCAACUUCGCUUAUACGCCGACGGAGUUGAGACAUGCUCUGACUCUGACCAAAGCAAAGGUUCUCAUCGCAGCAACCAAAACGGAGAGAUACGACUAUACCAAAGUGCUCCACAGCCUGGAACGCAGCUUAGAUUUCCUGGAAAUGCUCGUCCAUUUAUCCGAUGUCCCGGCCCUUGACAGCCAAGCUCACUUCUCACCUAGAUCUUGCAGCUACACCAAGUUCCUCCAGCGAGGGUCGAAAUCUCCAAGGGCUUUAGAAGACAGCGGUGUGGCCAUAUCGGAUUCGGACAUCAUCAAUAUCCAAUUCACGAGUGGUAGUACAGGCAUGCCAAAAGCAGCGGCGCUAACGCAUAGUGGACUUCUCAACAGCGCCAUCUAUAUUGGCCAGAACCUGGGUGUUACCUGUCGUGACCGAAUCAUCAUCCCAGUGCCUCUCUUUCAUGCCUUUGGCUUCAUUAUGGGCCUUUGCACGUGUUUCGCAGCCGGUGCCACGGCGGUGCUCCCUUCCGCCUACUUCGAUGCUGGGAAGGCCUUGAGCGCAAUUGAGAAAUACCACGGCACGGGUCUGUAUGGGGUCACGACUAUGUGGAUCGAUAUGUUGUCGCAUCCGAAGUUCACGUCGACCAAGCGUCAAUCGUUGAGGUUCGGCCUGAUUUCCGGCUCUGCCCUGCCUGAGGGCCUCCUCGUGCGUGUUGGAACCAAAUUUCCCAUUCCGCAUCUGAACACGAACUGGGGCAUGACCGAACUCUCCUCGAUAGUGACUAUGACCAAAACUUCAGAUCCCAUGGAAAAGAAAUUGAAGACAGCGGGACGCCUACUUCCGAACUUCAGCGCCAAGAUUGUGGAGCCAGACACAGGCAAAUGUCUUCCCUGGGGACAACGAGGCGAAAUCGUCAUCAGCGGCUACGGCCGCAUGCACUCCUACUUCGGUGACAAGGAAAAGACCGCACAGGUCUUGAAACACCAUCGCGAAGAUUUGCUUCCCGGACAAGCCGGACGAGACGUCAAUGGCGAGCUACGAGUAUGGAUGCAUACUGGGGACGAAGGGUACUUCGACCCCGAUGGUUAUUUCAUUAUCACUGGGAGGAUUAAAGACCUUAUCAUUCGUGGCGGAGAGAACAUCUCACCCGUCGAGGUUGAAGAGCGUCUCUACAUACACCCCGCCAUCAGACAAGCAGCCGUUUUUGGCAUCCCGAGUCAACGUUAUGGUGAGGAGGUUGCUGCGGUGCUCGAGUUAGAGGAAGGGUAUGAGAGGCCGUCGGACAAUGAUAUUCGCUCAUGGGUCCGAGAAACUCUGGCUCGUUUCAAAGCUCCCGUCAAAAUUUGGUGGUUGGGAGACAAGACAAGAGGCAUACCGGCCCAGUGGCCCAAGACGUCUAAUGGAAAAUUGAAAAAGAAAGACAUCAAGACUUUGGGAGCACAGUUGAUGAAGCGAGAAGAGUGGCCACUUCGCUCGUCCUUGUAG
Fonsecaea multimorphosa CBS 102226 is the source of this 1785-nucleotide messenger RNA. RefSeq lists its product as uncharacterized. The transcript is spliced from 4 exons. Gene Ontology annotation, molecular function: medium-chain fatty acid-CoA ligase activity. Lineage: Eukaryota; Fungi; Ascomycota; Eurotiomycetes; Chaetothyriales; Herpotrichiellaceae. The record is from RefSeq and is a predicted model, not a curated record. The coding region runs from base 1 to 1785 and encodes 594 amino acids. Gene Ontology annotation, biological process: fatty acid metabolic process.